Molecule: messenger RNA, 5434 nt
Organism: Boleophthalmus pectinirostris (great blue-spotted mudskipper)
Lineage: Eukaryota; Metazoa; Chordata; Actinopteri; Gobiiformes; Gobiidae
Product: sal-like protein 2
Exons: 3
Coding region: 298-3615 (1105 amino acids)
Biological process (GO): regulation of transcription by RNA polymerase II
Cellular component (GO): nucleus
Molecular function (GO): RNA polymerase II cis-regulatory region sequence-specific DNA binding; DNA-binding transcription factor activity, RNA polymerase II-specific
Source: RefSeq, a predicted model, not a curated record
UUGGACAAGUUUUUUGGGGGGGUGAGAGAAGAGACUUUAGAAACAACCACACACGCACUCCCAGUAUAGCCUAUGACACGGAGCCGGAUUGAGGAAGGACAUCUAGACUUUUCCAGACUUCUUAAAUUCAAGCAAACAAAACGCAUAGUAUUUUUUCUCACAACAAAGUUUUAUUGUGGCCUCUAUGCGCUACUGUUGAACUUUGGAUGCGCCCAGGGGCUCGUCCAGGGCGUCUAAUCGUGCCUGUUUCCAGUCCCUCAUCUGAUGCCCCCCUUUCCGUCUGACUCGCCGUGAAUCAUGUCACGCCGGAAACAGAAGCGUCCACAGCAUCUCGUUAACGCGGAUCCGGGGGGCCCAAAACUACUCGCUCACGAUGACCACCUGGGCAUGAAGUCACCCUCUACGUCUCUUGGCUCCGAAGUAACCUCAUCCGGAUCAUCUUCCUCUUCUCCUACCUCCAUUCAGGACUGCCAACCGCCUCUGGCCCCACGCCCGUCCCCUGGUGGGCUCCACGCGCCAUCUUUGCCCAGCGAGAGUUCACCUCCUCCCCACUGGCCUAACAACAUUGCCCCCUUCACCACAUCUUUGCCCAACACACACUCCUCCCUCUCCCCUGACUUCCCACACCCCUCUCUGUCCUCGCAAACCCACUCGCCACCUGCUUUGGGCCAAACCUCCAGUUGUAAUCAAGGAAACUCCCAUUCAUCCAUGACGUCUCCACCAAUGGCUAACUCUGCUAUGACCACAACUUCUUCCUCUUCCUUAUCCUCUAAUUGUGUGCCAUCCCACCGUGACAGCACUAGUCCUGGACCACUACAAGCAUCUGACUCCCCAGGGCAGGACCAGCUCCAAGUGCCCCCAACUUUGGCAGUGCUUUUGGAGGAGCUGCGAGUUUUACAACAACGCCAGAUCCACCAGAUGCAGAUAACCGAAGAAAUAUGUAGACACGUUUUAAGGCUUGGUGGGGCUGUUUUUGGUCAACAAAACGGCACACAAGUUAAUGGUUCAGACAGUACCCAGAAAUCUACAAGUGAAGCUUCUGUAUCACCGACUCACCCCUCAACAGCUACUCCUGUAACUACAACAUCCUCUCUUUUAACUGGGCUUCCAUCAUCUCUUUUUCCUCAACCGCCUGCAUCCAAGCCAAGCAGUGCCAAUGGAACUAGAGCUUCAUCAUCUUCUACCUCUUCAUCAUCCACUAUUAGCUCCUCCGUUGCUUCCUUACACCCGCUCUCUCUGUCUUUAGGCCUGCCACCUCACUACCUUCAUGAAAAAUCACCCAACUCUUUAGCAUUCAGCCACAGUAAUGGCAUAAGUUUUCCAGCUCCCGUACCCACCACUAGCAAUUCCCAGGAACACCAACCCAGCUCCUCUUUGGGCUCUGGUUCAUCAUCCGGGCGCCCCCAACACGUGUGCCGCUUCUGUGGUAAAGUCUUAAGCAGUGAUUCCUCUCUUCAGAUCCACCUGCGAUCGCAUACAGGAGAGAGACCUUAUCAGUGCCCAGUCUGCCUGAGCCGUUUCACAACCAGGGGAAACCUCAAAGCCCACUUCCUGCGCCACAGAGAACAGAAUCCGGAAUUGUCCCUCUCUCUGUUGCCGCCGGCAUUGUCCGAGCAGACCCCAAGUGGGUCUGCUCCCGGCGGCGUUCAUAGGAGACGGAAGCGGAGGGCUGAAGAUGAUGAAGCUUUCAAUGGAGUUAAAGGCAGUAUUCCUGGGAUGACAGAUAACAUGGCUUUGGGGUUCCUGUCUGGAGGAACAUCACGACCCUCUCCUUCCUCCCUCCCAUUGCCGCCUUCAGUAGACAUGGCACUGCUCUCCACAGCGCAUUCUCUUUUACAGCUGAACCGAGCUUCUGUAGCAGCUAGUGCUUCCCCCACUGCUCUGCCUUCGUCCUCUUCAUCCACAUCUUCUUCGCCUUCAGCAAGGAGUGCAAAACAGCAGAGAUUUGAUGAAAACACCCCUCCACACACCAGCCUGCAGUCCCCAUACUCCCAGCUUGCCCAACUUCCCAAAAUCCUCUUCCCCGGUGGAACCUCUCCUCACCAUCUUGCACUUCUUCGACCACCAGGGCAUCUUGCUGGCCCCCACCAACUGCCCUUUCCAUUCCCACCUUUCCCCAAACCAUCAACCUCCUCCUCUGGCUCUCCUACUACCUCUAACCAAACCUCUGACACCUCCAAGUUGCAACGAUUGGUUCAGAAAUUAGAGAAGCAACCACCAGGGAGCUCCUCUUCAUCUUCCCCCUCCACUUCCUCACAAACACUUGAAGCCAAUGGAGAUGCAAAUGGCCAGGAUCUGUCUACAAAUGCGUAUCGGAGAGAGAUGUUAGCGGCUCUCGGUCUUAGCCCAAGUGUGAACGCUGCAAGUCAGGGAGGUAUGAGCAAUGCCCCAUCUCUUCCGACUGCAACCACUCCAAACCAGUGUGGAGUCUGUCUGCGUGUCCUUAGCUGCCCCAGAGCCUUGCGUUUGCAUCAAGCCACGCAUUUAGGAGAACGUCCAUUUCCCUGUAAGCUCUGUGGUCGCUCUUUCUCCACCAAGGGCAGCUUGAGAGCUCACCUCGCCACUCACCGUGCUCGCCCACCAAACGCUCGUGCACUCAACUCCUGCCCCCUGUGCCCGCGGAAGUUCACAAAUGCCUUGGUCCUUCAGCACCACAUCCGCCUGCACCUUGGAGGUCAGAUCCCACCUGAUGAAGAGGUGCCACUUGAAGAUAGCUUAGAAACAGAGAAUGCUGGUUUGGUUGAUGGUAUGAGUGACAUGUCAUCUAAAGACCAGGUUCUUCCUCUGGCAUUAACUACAGGGCCACGAUCUCCAGUUACCUCAGGGUCUAAACAGACUGCUGAUCUAACAUCAAUGAAGGAAUGUGAGGGUUCAGUUUUAAGUGUUAGCUCACCUCUGACCCAGAACCCCCCCACAGCAGGAGCCGAGGACCCCCCAGUGGAUGAUGGAGCUAAUAACAGUCCUCCAUGCUCUGUAGACGAGGUGAAUGGUGAUGCUAACAGCACUGAUUCAAUGAAUGCACCUUCAGAAAGCACUAAUACAGCCACUGACAAUGGAGAAGAUGCUCCUCUGUCCCUGUGUGUUUCCAAAACUAGUGUCGAGGGAGAAAAGCUUGUAAAAGAAGUUAGUAAUGAUGAACCCAGCUCAGCAAAAGAGCCUGCCAAUGAUCCAUCACUCACCCCUCCUGCCAGUCCCAGUAACAUCCCAGCAUCUGAAGAAAAGGUAGAGAAAGAUUCAAAUGGGACCAAACCAGAGGAUCAAAAAGCACAAGAGGACAGUCUAGUGGAGGAAGGCAGUAGCAGUGCCCCCCCACCAUUAACACAAACGCCUCGCCAGGACAAACCCUACAGCUGCUCCCAGUGUGGCAAAGCAUAUGCUAGCAGGAGCGGGCUAAAGGGACACAUGAAAAGCCACCCUGGAGUCUCCCUGAGCACCCCUACCAAGGUUCAGCCACUUGAAACUGAAGAGGAGCCCAACAAAGACACAGUCAAACAAGGGACCCAGCCUGAUGAGAAGAAUGUAGAGGUGGAAACUCCUAAAGGUGACAACAUUAACUCUGUCCCAACUACGGUGAGCUCAAAUGGGACAGAAGAGCCCAUGGACAGAACUGUGUAAAAAAAAAAGUAAGCAUAGUUGAAUGCUGGAGUUGUUAAUGUCCUGACAAAGGAAUGUAUGUUAAAACACUAGAAUGAUAUUCAUUUUUAGGUUUAUUCAUUUGUAAUGUGUUUAGCUGGAUAGAGCUGCAGUAUUUGUAUCCUAGUUCAAUUGGAAUAAAAGUGAAUGUAGUAUUUUUCUAGGUAUUUCCAUAUUUUCAAGAUCACAAUGAGGCCUUAUUUUACACUUUUCACAGAGAGUCGCCUAAGACUAGGGAUGUAACAAUAACUGAAAUACCAUGAUAUUGUAUUGUCAAAAGUCUCACAAUAAUAUUAAGUACCAUCACAAUAUAUCGAAUUACAAGUCUCUUCGCUUAAAUUAAUGGUUAUGAUGCAGCAAAAAAAAAAAAAACAGAGGGAACUACAUUGACCAUGAUCCUUUGCUAACUAUUAUAAGCACUUUUAAAUCUUAGUUCUUUGGAUUGACUUGUCAAGGCAUUUUAAGAGGAAAAAGGUGCAUAUUCACAGUUUUGUUAGCCUCCACAAAAUAUCGCAAUAAAUAUGACAUGUAUAUCGUAAAAAUAUUGUACAGAGAGAUUUGGAUAUCGUUACAUCCCUGCCUAAGACCUUCUCAACACUUGACUCUGUAACAAGUAUAAGCUGAUGUGAUGAAAAGGAUCCAGAGUUGUUUGAAUGAAGUCAAUACCAAAUGAGGCCACAUUUGUACGGGCCAAAGUUUUAUAUUUGUCCUGCAUUUUAAUGACCUUUCUCUUUUUGUUGCUGCUAAAUGCAUGUUUUUAAUGUGCUGAGUUGCACUGUAGUUGCACUGUCACAUGCUACCAGAAUAUCGACUGAAACAGAAAUGCCCUAAGAUAACAAAGUGAUGGUGGUGGUUGUGUUUACAGUAAUGCUGUGAGCAGUUCUCAUGCAGUGAUUCCAUUAAUAGGGGAGACUAUGGUGGCCCCAUACUCUAAUUUUCACCCCCACAGUCUAAAAACUUGCUGAGCAAAAAAUUGGUAAAACUAAUUUUACUUUAUGCUUGUGCACUAUGUAACCUUUUGGUUGGUGGUCCAUCACCUGCUUGUUUCUAUAUGUCAUUGCUCUACCUGGAAUGUUCCACAGUAUGACAUUAAACAGCUCCAUUUUACAUAUAUUCAAUUACAAGUGGUUUUAUAGCUCAUGAAUACAGAGAAAAACAUGCAUUCUGACAGUGAGCGGGAUUGCCUCUCCACAGAUCUGAGCUGUAACUUGGUCUGGUUUGGUCUCUAUUCUGAUAAAAAGGUUUAAUACCAUACUGUGAAACAUUCCAGACAAAGUAAUAACAUUUCCAUGGAGAAAAGCAUUUGAUGGACCCUCCACUAGAAAAGUUACACAUUGCACAUUUAACAUAUAGAAGUAACCGUUUUUAAUCUGUAAUCAGUGCUUUUUGAUGAGUAGGGGCCAUAAGUGACAUUUAUACACCAAAAUAUUGUAUUAAAUAAAAUGAUUCAAAUAUGGAUCACUUGUGCCACCAUAGUCUCAGUAUAAACUUGUGGAAAACACUGCUUAUGUAUUAAUAUUUCUAUAGCAGCAGAUUGAUUGUAAAAGUUCUUGGUUGACACAUUUUCUGGUGUCGACUUGGAUUCAUGCUGGAACCAGAAGUGUCCCAUUAUAAAUCCCUUUUUAUGCCCUCUGCUCCUCUCUCAGAGCACUUGAGAGUUUUCUGCACUCAUUCCACAUUCCUGCCUAGUCCUGUAUAGUAUUUGUAUGCUUUACCUUUUGUAAACCCUUUUUGUAGCCACAAAACAAAAUAUGUUCCCAUGACGAUGUGUAACAGUUAAAUAAAACAAUGGUGACAUGAC